UAACUUUUCAGAAGAAAAUUAAGCGAUUUGAUUGAUCUUUUAAAUAUAUUUUUAAUAAGUCUGAAACAUGAAAUGUUAUAAUAUGCGUGUAAAGGAUUUCUUCCUAAAUCAAAUGUGAUUGUUCUAGAAAAGAGCACACUGCUGUCAAAAUUUUAUCUGCUGACUUGAGAACCGAGAAGCGCAAAUGAAACCAUAGUGAAACGAUUUAUAAAAAACUGAGAAUAGCAAAAUUUUAAAAAUUGUGCUAUUGGGAGUGUUUCAGUGAAUGACCAAGUGAAUUUAUUUUCAAGAAGAAUUUAGUUGUGCUGAAACUGAGUGUUUUUAUUUUAAAUCGUGUGUGAAAUGCCCCUUCGAGGUAGAAGUUUUCGCGGUUUCCCGUUUGAUGAGGAGGAGGGAUCGGACGCGUGGAGCGAGCUAGCGGCGCGCCACCCCGAUAUCGCGGCGCGGCUGCGGCAGCGACAGCGCCCGCCCGCCUGGGCCAGGAAGCGGCGCCCCUCCAGCCAGGACGGCAUAGACGAUACAGCCGACAGUUUCGGAGGCUUCGACUUCCCUUUCGACGACAUACCGCAAGACUUCAGAGAACACUUCCCCUCGCAUUGGAACAGACGGUUCGGCUCCCGAGACGAGCCCUACCAGCAGCCGACCUCCCCUCAGCCGCAGGCCCCUCAGCAACAGACUACCGCCACACAGACCGAGCACGACGCUGGGCCUUCCCACCUAGAGCAGACCUUACCCCAGUACGGGCUCAGGAACACAGUCGAUCUAGGACAGAAGAGCGCAGCGGACCCCAGCGUGGUUGAUGCGGAGGACAGAGCGCACAGGUCUGUGUCAGCUCCCCCCGAUCAGCGCGCCGACAACCCCAACAGCAAGAUGAGUGGACAAAGCCACCAGGACCAGCCCCACCCCCCGCCGCCCGAGCAACACUCCAACGUCAGGCACAUACCCAUAUUCGUCGAAGGCAGGGAUGAACCGGUCAUAAACAGAUCAGUAGAUCAUGGAACUCACUUCGCCGACCCGAAACCCACGUAUGUGCCCCCGCCUCAACCCCAUAUCGAUAGAGAACAGUAUUUCGCCAAUGACGAGCCCGUAGGAUUCCACUCUCCGUUCUCUAAGCCCUUCUUCAGGCAAUCGCCGCAACCGUUCACUAAACAGAAGAUGUAUCCCCAAGCGUUCGCACGAGGCGGAUCGCCGCAAAGAUCUCAGUCGCCCAAACCCCAGAGCUAUCACGAGCACGCAGCGCCGCGCCCGGAGACUCCGUCCAGACCGCAACAGAAACAAGCUCCGCCACAACAGAAGCAAACUCCGCCGCAGCAAAAGCAACCUCCCCAGCAACCGAAGCAACCUUCGCCUCCGCAGCGGCAGACCACCCCGCAACCCGCGACCUCGCCUCAGCCGCCGCACCACGAGGAGACUCGCCCGCAGUCGCCGCCCCAAGACAAACCGACCUCCAACGAUCCCCUCAACCAAAUCCUCACCAUUCAGAAGGACGUCCUCAACCUCAUAACGGAAGUCGAGAACUUCAAGGGCACCAAAAAAGACAAACACUAUUUAUACUUAGAUGAGAUGCUAACGAGGAAUCUCAUCAAAUUAGAUAAUAUCGAGACUGACGGCAAAGAAAGCAUAAGGCAGGGCAGAAAGGAGGUGGUUAAAUGUAUUAAUGAUUGUAUAGCUAUGCUCGAGAGGAAAGCUGAUAGCAGAGCUCUGACUACGCCUCCACCGCAAGAUGUGGAAAUGCAGAAUACUGCGACUGAAACCCCAGCUGAAGAGCAGGCCGUCCAGAAUGGUGACGUAGAGAUGAACGAAACUACCAAAGAGACAGAACCAGUGCAACCCCAAAUAGAACAAGAGCAAGUGCAGGAAAAUAUAACGUCGCCGCAAGUACAAGCGGAGGCUGAGAUGAAAGAAGAUGUCAAACCAGAUGAAACUAAACAGCCAGCCGAAAGCAAAGAAGCUGAACAAUCUGAUGUACAACCAGAAGAAACAAAAAUCGCAGAACCGACCCCAGAAGUGGUACCCGAGCCACCAGCACCUCAAGAAGUCACUGAAAAGAAAAAGGUCCCAAAAAAGACUGGUAAAAAACGGGACAAGAGCAAAGAUAACAAAGAAGUCGCUAAAGAAAGCAAAAAGGAAGAGGUAGUAGAUACAAAGGAAACGAAAGAUUGCAAUAAAGAUAACGUAGGUAAGACAGAAGUGAAUGAAAGUGAUAUAAAUAAACAAGAAAAUGAAAAUAAACCAGAAAAUGUAGAAGUGAUGCAAGUUGAUGCUAAAGGUGAUACGAAUAAACCUGAUUCGCAAGCGAUGGAAGUGGAUGGUGCUGCUAGUCAAUAAAUUUAGUUUGCAUUAGUAAAAUGUUUGUAGCCACACGGUUAGGAUUCGCCGCACGAGGCCUAAACCCACGGUCCCUUUUCUCAAUGACAUUCAAAUUGUAACUACCUGCAGAAUGCAUUUUGUCAAAUUGUCAUGUUAAAAUUUAAAUCUGCCACAUCUCGAUACAAGAACUGUCGACGGAAAUUGCAGAUACGUAUUGCUUUACAGUACACACAAAAUGAUAGAUAGAUAGAUAGAAGUCUUUAUUGCACUCAAAAACAUGUAAAGGAACACAACACAGAAAGAAGAAAAACUGAAAAACAAUUGUGUGCAAAGGCGGCCUUAUUGCUCAGAGCAAUCUCUACCAGGCAACUUUUGCUGAAAGGAGAAGCUAGUGUUGGAUAGUACCAAGUCGCAAGUAAUUAUUCGAAAUUACAUAUAUAUACAUAUAUUAAAUGAUUCAAAAAAUGUUAACAAAGGAAUUAGCUUUGAAUAUUCAACUUUGUUGGUCUUCAAUGACACCAUAUUUUGUUAUGUAAACCGACAUAACCAUUUUUAGUGUUUGUAGUAGAACAAGGAAUCAUUAUAGUUCUGUCCAGUCUGUGUUGAUUAUUAUAUUAUAUAAAACAUUUAUCACAUAUGGAUGAACAACAUCUAAGUAUAACAAUCUCUAUCUAGAGAUCAGAAAUUUAGAUAGAUAGAAGUCUUUAUUGCACACAAAAACAUGUAAAGGAACACAACACAGAAAGAAGAAAAACUGAAAAACAAUUGUGUGCAGAGGCGGCCUUAUUGCUUAGAGCAAUCUCUACCAGGCAACCUUAUUAUUUAUGCAUCGGCUAAAGAAAGUUGGAUAUCCAAUUCCUUUAUUAGUGCUUGUUGGUCUUAUUUUUGUCUCUUGAAAGAGGAGAAAAUUCUGAGUUCAUAAAUAUAAAUGUACUACAACAUUAAAAUAUAUCAAGCUGCAGAAAAACAAUUUUACUAUAAUAUUUCAGCGUUUAUUAAGACGAUCGCAGUCGGGUUUUAGUUUUCAACUUUAUCUUGUUACAUAGUUACAAUAUGAAUGUCAUAGCAAAUAAGAGCCCUGCCUUCCUUCUUCUUCGUGUUAAUUCUUUGUGCCUAUGUGCUGUAACACCUUGUAUUAUGUUUGUACAUUUUAAGUGUUUAACAUCGCAACUUCGCAUUAGAUAAUAUUAUGAUGUCCUCUCUAGGGUUUAAAGUGGUCUCCUCUUAUUUAAAAUCCUAAUAUUUAAUUAAUUAAUUUAUUGUUUAUCAUAACUUGAUAACACAAUUUUUUCUCAAUAAACAAUGAUCUAUAA
Maniola jurtina (meadow brown) is the source of this 3623-nucleotide messenger RNA. RefSeq names its product BAG domain-containing protein Samui-like (gene stv). Gene Ontology annotation, molecular function: protein-folding chaperone binding. The record is from RefSeq and is a predicted model, not a curated record. The coding region runs from base 343 to 2328 and encodes 661 amino acids. The transcript is spliced from 3 exons. NCBI's taxonomy places the organism in Eukaryota, Metazoa, Arthropoda, Insecta, Lepidoptera, Nymphalidae.